Messenger RNA from Saitoella complicata NRRL Y-17804, 891 nucleotides. RefSeq lists its product as uncharacterized. Lineage: Eukaryota; Fungi; Ascomycota; Saitoellomycetes; Saitoellales; Saitoellaceae. The record is from RefSeq and is a predicted model, not a curated record. Bases 34 to 798 code for a protein of 254 amino acids. The transcript is spliced from 4 exons.
CGGUCCGCAGCACAUAACAUACAGCCAAGGAAAAUGUCCAGAGAAACUCCAACUUCUGUUUUGGACCCUUUGACGGAUGCCACUUAUGGCGAUCUGAUUCUGCAAUACCUGCUGCACGAGCGGUGUGCGGAGACCGCGGACGCUUUCAGGCAGGAUAGGGAAUCGUCGCAGCGUAUUUGCACCAACGGGGAUGGUCUGAUGAACCAAGAAACGAAGGCCCGGGAGCUUGAAACGCGAAGUUUACAGCUACGGAAGGAGAUGAUGGCCUAUAUCUUGAAUGGAGAAAUCCCGGCUGCGCUGAAUUUGAUAAAGCCAGGCUCACCUCUAGGAGAAGUUAUGUAUUCCGGGGGGUACGGAUGGCUGUACUUCGAGUUCCUAGCGCAGAAUGCUAUCGAGGCCAUUCGAAGUCGUGACGUCUACAAGGCGAUUGAAGCUGGACGCCUUGCUAAACAAAACCUAACAUUAUCGGGCUCGGAAGACGACGCACAGCUAUCAACUGUCCGGGAUAUCAUGGCAUUGCUUGCAUACGAGGUCCCGGAAAAGAGUCCUCUCUCGCAUUAUAUGUCAGACGCACGGAGAAUCAACUUGGCAGAGAAGGCCAACGCUUGGCUAGCAGAAACGCACGGCCUUGGGAAGCGACCAGUCAUUGAGACGAUUGUCCGUCACACCACAGUGGCCUUGGAAGCGACAAGGGCGGCGCAAAGCGCUAAAAGUCCCGGACUCACUGAAUCGCAGGAGUCAUCCUAUGAGUCUGAAGAUGACGAUGCGGGUAUCUAUUACGGAGCUGGCCAGUGGUGAGGGCCGGCUACUGGGCAGUCGGGUGGUUCAAUGGCGUUUACCGGCGUUUAUCUGGGUUUCUUUGCUUUAAUCUACCUUCCAAUGAACCCGUCU